Messenger RNA from Cyanistes caeruleus (blue tit), 1033 nucleotides. It is a transcript of the gene PTRH1, whose product is annotated as peptidyl-tRNA hydrolase 1 homolog. Gene Ontology annotation, molecular function: peptidyl-tRNA hydrolase activity. NCBI's taxonomy places the organism in Eukaryota, Metazoa, Chordata, Aves, Passeriformes, Paridae. The record is from RefSeq and is a predicted model, not a curated record.
GGGAGCGGGGCUGUGAGGGCAGUGCCGGGGAAGAUCAGAUCAUGGGCGAGCACCGGCGCGAUCAGAGCUGUGAGGGAGGCACCGAGGGAAGACGGACUGAGGGGAAUGCUGUGGAGAUUGAGGCUGUGAGGACCCAGCCAGCUGUGGGAAACCGGAGGGAGCGGGUCUGAGACAUGCUGAGGGAGCGGAUCAGGCCCGUGCAAAGACCAGGGGCCUCAUGGUGGCCUGACAGUGCCCUGUUGACACCCGUCACACAGGUGGCUGGCCUGGGCAACUAUGGGCUGUGGGGCACACGGCACAGUGUGGGCAUGGAGGUGCUGGACCGGCUGGCCCGGCAGCUGGCUGUGGCUGAGGGCUGGCGAGUGGACAAGCGGUGCUGUGCUGAUGUGGCCCUGGCCACAGCCCAUGGCCUGGAGCUGGUGCUGCUCAAGCCGCGGAGGUUCAUGAACCUCAAUGGGCUCAGCGUCGCCAGUGCUGCUGAGAUCUACAGUCUUGGCCCUGAAGAUAUUUACCUGGUUCACGACGACCUGGACAAGGCCCUGGGCAAGGUGGCAAUCAAGCUGGGAGGCAGCGCAAGGGGACACAACGGAGUCCAGUCCUGCAUCAGUGCUUUGCACUCUAGUGAGAUGACCCGGCUCAGGAUCGGCAUCGGGCGGCCAGAGGGUGAUGUGACAGUGUCCAACUAUGUCCUGUCUCCGUUCACUGCUGGGGAGCGGGAGAAGCUGGAGCAGAUCCUGGUCCAGGCAGUGACCUGCCUGCUGGAGCACAUCCAGAGCCGAGUGCCUACAGAGCCAGGGGACAGGGGCUGACACAAACCCCUGGGGACCCUUGUGGGAUGGACAAGGGUGCUGCAGGUGCUCUGGAGUGACCGUGGUGCGGAGCAGAGCUGGCCCAGAUGGGCAGCCUGGCUGGGCGCUGGGGCAGCCUCCUUCCCUACACCAGUCCAGGCAGUUCAUGUCCCACUUGAGUCCCUGCAGAGGCUCCAUACCUCAGUUUGUCACAGAAAUUAAAUAAAACCUCAUCCUGACUCUGA